GCGCGAGACUGCAACCUUGGCCUGUUACGCUGCUUCAACCGGACCAAUUGUCUCAAGGCAAAGCGCGAAGCUCCUGCUUCCUACUCAUUCUCCUGCAAACUACCGAAUCCGGACACCGGUGAUUCACCGGUUUAGGUUGCUUAGGUCAGGCACCUGCAGCUUGCCGUCGCCCGUUUGCUCCUUAUGUUUCCAGACCCACUUCGAACCUUCAAACACAGGAACCAAUACUACAAACGCCCAUCUACCUAGCCGUAAUUGUCCUCGCUGCUGCUUUUGCGACACCACCUGCUGUCACGCGUAUCUUCGCUUCACAAUUCGACUUCGGCGACACCUCGAGCUUGGACGACAUCUCGGACACUAUCUUUGCCAGGGCAGCGCCACUCUCUGUUGCUAAUCUGGCCACAAAAGAAGCUCGACUGCACUCAUCAUGGCUUUCCAGAGCCGACACCAGACCGAGGCCACAACGGCCAUGAUGCGCAAGCGUCUUCUCAAAGACAUCGACGAGUUGCAGCGCGAGCCAUAUCCUGGCAUCGAGCUCCAUGUCAACGAGUCCGACAUCACCAAGGCAUGCUUGGUGCUGACUCCAGAAGGCGAGGAGGCUCUGCACCUUCAAUUGGAGUUCAGUUCUCACUACCCAGUGAUCCCACCUGACGUUACUAUUCAGUCCAGCGUCAGUCAUCCAAACAUCUUUGGUGACCGACUUUGUCUCAACAUGCUCGAUUACGACAACGCCUACACGCCUGCUUACACGCUAAAAGGUAUCUGCAUCCAAUUGCUGAGUUUCUUUGCAUCCGAUUCCAUCGAGCAGAUGUGGGGUGAGAAUGGCGGCAAGGUCGACAGAAAGAAGUGGCAGGCCCGUGGCACCGACGGCAUGGGAUUGAAAGUCCUCAAGGACAGUUAUAAUUGCACCUCAUGUGGCUUUGGUGAUGCCGAUGCCCGCCAUUCAGCGGCUUCUGCCUUGCCCGCUCACACUGCCAAUGCCUACGAGCCCGUCUCGACCAUCUCGACCACGUCCAAGGACCCGCAUCAUGUUCCUGUCACGCUGCAAGACCUCCCGGCGGAAAUCCUGCUGUCCGUGUUGGAUUACCUGGAUGACGAGCACAUCUUCACAGCAGCUCGAGCUUGGGAAGGCUUCGGAGAUAUCAUGCGCGAGUACAAUGUCAUUAGGACUCGCGAGCUGCAAUGCUUCGCCCUUAAGCAGAGCUUCCGUGAGCUCGAGCUUGGUGUAGGUGUACGCGUUGAAGGCCGCGCACUGACAUCAGAGUUUGAUCUACUCUCCCGCGACGCUUUCCAGCAGCUCGGCAUACGUACCAGUAUCCAGGGGUUGCCAUUCAGUUGCUGGCUGCCACUUCCACUCGCAGAGAGUCACUGGGCACGCGUCAGAAAAUCUUCGUCACGCGACAUCAACGCCAUCGCCAGCAAAGCCAACAUCAGCGGAGGCGCCGAGCAGGUCAUCUACGCCUUUAUGAACGAGGUUGUGGUGCGGCUCUCAAAUGAGGCCGAAAAGUUCGAGAAUGGCGGUAGAUACAUUCUGGACGACGGAUCUGCGAAAUCGACGCUGACGCACGCGAGCGAAAAAGCCAUCGAAUCGUACUUCCAUCUCUUCCACCUUCUCCUGUGUCUUGCGUGCGAGAACAACGAAAUCAUCCGCAAUGCUGACAGGACCAUCGACGGCUUCAUAUCCGGCUCUCGCUCCAAGGACCACGUUCCUAAUCUUGGCCAUCUGCUCAUCAUGAUUCUCAUCUCGGACAUUGAGAUCAACGAGGCCGUCAUCGACGGCAUCAUCGAAGAGGCAAUCACUCGCAACGUCGUCUGGACGCUCGACGCAAAGGGCAGAGACAUGCCAGAGCUCAGCUUCAUGGAAACCGAUACGAUAUCAAAGUACCGACUCCAUCAGACGUUCGAAGCCUCCAAGACGAGCUGGCGCCUGCUCAUGUUUCUCAAAUUCAUGCAGGAGACCGUUCGCAACUCUCGCAAUGUAACGGAUCCGAACACCAAGGAGGUGAAGAAGAUGACUCUUCCCCAGCUUCGCGAUUCCCUCUUCGACCGCCAUGGAGCUCCGCCGAACAAUGCUGCUGCCGAGCUGGCUGCCACGAUCAAGAACAUCCACCUUGUCAAGAAUUUUCCUGAAUUCCUCAAGGUUAUGCACAACAGAGAUCCUACGCAGACGGCUAGCGACUUCACUUUGCUUCUGAGACGUACUGUGUACGCCAGCAUGGAGAAGGGGUACUUCAAGUGGGCUCUCAAUCAAGAGCAGGCGCUUUAUUUGAGGUUGAAGAAAGAGCCGAAUGUGGGCCGGCCGGACGGCAUGGUCCCGCAGCAACCGGGGCUUGGAAAUUUCAGCUUCUUCCCAGGACAGCAGCGCGGUGGAGGCAACGGCGGUCGUGGCGGUCGUGGCGGUCGUGGUGGGCGUGGUGGGAGGGGCUGGCGUGGCAGGGGUCGUUAA
Cercospora beticola is the source of this 2446-nucleotide messenger RNA. RefSeq lists its product as uncharacterized. Gene Ontology annotation, molecular function: ubiquitin conjugating enzyme activity; protein binding. Gene Ontology annotation, biological process: protein polyubiquitination; DNA repair; proteasome-mediated ubiquitin-dependent protein catabolic process. Lineage: Eukaryota; Fungi; Ascomycota; Dothideomycetes; Mycosphaerellales; Mycosphaerellaceae. The record is from RefSeq and is a predicted model, not a curated record. Gene Ontology annotation, cellular component: HULC complex.